Messenger RNA from Elgaria multicarinata webbii, 2596 nucleotides. It is a transcript of the gene VHL, whose product is annotated as von Hippel-Lindau tumor suppressor. The coding region runs from base 172 to 696 and encodes 174 amino acids. The transcript has 3 exons. The record is from RefSeq and is a predicted model, not a curated record. NCBI's taxonomy places the organism in Eukaryota, Metazoa, Chordata, Lepidosauria, Squamata, Anguidae.
CCUCUACAGAACAAUGGCCGCCGAGGCUGCGCAUGCGCGGAGCCUUGUAUUUCUUCCAGGCGAUUUCCCCACAAAGCAAUGGUUGUUUGUGCGCGCUUAGGCCUGCGUGCGUAGGGCUCGCUUCAGUUUGGGUUCUGGAAGCACCGCUUGCUUACUGCUGAACCCCCCAGGAUGCCGCAGAAACCUGGAGAAGAGGAGGAAGAGGAGGCGGCUUCCCGGCGCCUGCGCUCGGCGAAGACCCGGGAGCCGUGUGAAGUCAUAUUUUGCAACCGCACCGGCCGUUUGGUUAGCCCCGUCUGGGUGGACUUCGACGGGAAACCGCACCCCUAUCCGAGCCUGAAACCGGGCACGGGGCGCAGGAUGCACAGCUACCUCGAACAUCUUUGGUUGUUCAGAGAUGCUGGGACAGAUGAUAGUCUUCUUGUCAACAAGGCAGAACUGUUUGUGGCUACUCGCAAUAUGAAUGGACAGCCCAUACUUGCAAAUAUUACAUUACCAGUGUUUACUCUGAAAGAAAGAUGUCUUCAGGUUGUCCGCACUUUAGUGAAACCAGUGGACUACAGGAAAUUAGACAUUGUUCGGUCAUUGUAUGAAGAUCUAGAAGAUCAUCCAGACAUUAGGAAGGAUCUUCAGCGACUUUCUCUGGAAAGGAGUGAUAGGUCAAGGAAUGGAAUCCCUGAUAGAAAUGAAUAUUAAUAAGUGGGAAAACUACUUUUACUAAUAAAUUGCUGAGUAAAGCACAAACGUUAACUAUGGUUUAUAAACUGAAGAUACAUCAACAUUUCACAAUGUUCUUGGAAGCAGACAUUGUUUUGGUUUAGCACAUGUAAAAGUGCUAUUCUGCAGUUGAAAAUACUUAGCUAGAUCCUGCCUUGGCUAAACCCCAUCUUUUAUAUUACAUGAAGUAAUAUAAAUGUUUGUCCAGAUAUCACAUGGUUGAAGGUGAAAUGUUGGCAAAGCUGUUACCAUAUUAUUUUUUCUUUAUUUAAAAUAAUCAUUUAUUAUAGAUGUUUAGAAAAUGCCCUGUAUUUAUUGUCAUUAAAACUUGGGCAAAUUCCCUCUCAUAUUGAAGGUUAAAUUAUCUUUAAACUGUAACUGAGCCUGGAUUUAUUGUGCAGAUUGAAUGUGAGGUUAGAACAUGAUGGAUUUGCUUUCCCUUGUGCCAGUGGUUUCCUGCAAGACAUUGUUAUUUCAGGUGGUGUGCAGAUCUGCUUCCACUGUGCAGGAUCCAUGUCCUUGCCCCAUGCCUGUCUGUGCUGCUGUGGAAAUUUGGUAUGAUGGGAACAGAAUUGUAAGCUAUAUACAUAUAUAACUUGUUAAAACAUGAAUCAACUUAUGUAUUACUCCUACUCCUACUACAACCAAAGUAAGCGCCUGAUGACCCUGUAGUGCAGACAAACUCUUAUGCCAUAUCACAAUUUUACCCUGGUUCAAUAGAAUCGGACAAUAGAAUCUUGUCCUUCCUGUUCCUCCCCUGACCUUUGUAUACUAGCUUAACUCUAUGACAUGUUGAAGCAUUAUAAAACUGACUAAAAGUUUUGAGCUACAGUGGUGAUCAGUGGAACACUAUUGUCUUAUUUUCCAGUAUCUUGUGUUUGCACCUAUUGAAAUGUGUCAGUUUGUACAAUUCAGGCAAUUGUCAGGAGUCAAAAAAACCCAGCAUUUUCACUUCACUUCUUUGAUCUUGUAUAAUUUCUGGUGGAAUGUACAUCCUGACAGGACUGCUAUGAAAUGAAAUUGUUUGCAACAUUAAGGUGUACUGAAUUCUUUUGCAAAUUAUUACUUUUGUAAAGUCACUAGUUUGUGAUGUUAGAUGGUAUACUGACUUAACAAGUAUACUUUGUAAAAAAAAAAUUAAAAGAAAGCUUGAAGGAUUUCUGUAUGUAUGAUAAAUGUAUACUUAUGUGUCAGUUUAAAGACAAACGUAUGCAUGCAAAUGGAGCUUUCUCUUAGAAUUCUGUGGGAUAACUAAUAUGCGUGGUGUAGUCUGAUAAGAAAUGACCACUUUACAGAAGAGACGAAGCACAGUUAAAAUGCCAUUUUCCAGCUUGGGCAGAGGUGCCCUGUCUGGGCAGGGUCCUAAAUAAUUUUAUUUCCAAAGUAGACUAUGGGCAUUUCCCACUGGCUUUGUUUCUUGUAUUUGUGGGUGCUGGGGUUGAGCCUCUGUAGAUUCCUCCACUUCUACAUGAGGCAGCAAAAAUAGCAACAUGAAGAGGAAGAACGUCUUUUGUGAAAAUGAAGUCCAUGCAAGUUAGAAUUUAGUAAAUAAGCUUUCAGUUCCGUAUCUGAAUUCUUGAAUAUAUGAGGGCACAUUGGGUUUAUAACUACCUUUGAAUUAAUCAUUUGGAACCUUGUUAGUUUUGUGUGGUUCUUGAAUUAAUCAUUUCAAGGCUUUUUUUUUACUUUUGGGGUGUUUCUGUGUUUAUCUGACAAACUCACAGUGAUAGGAUCAGCUGCCCAGAUCAGUCUGCUUGAACUGCAUUUCUGAAGUUUUAAAAAUUGCUUUUAAUAUGUAUUCAGCUGUUCCUCAACAUUCCAUGCAUUGUAGUUUCAUUUUUUUUUAGAACUUCAAGACAUUAAAACAAUUGUUUCCUAA